This is a messenger RNA of Exophiala xenobiotica, 951 nucleotides long. RefSeq lists its product as uncharacterized. The record is from RefSeq and is a predicted model, not a curated record. The coding region runs from base 1 to 951 and encodes 316 amino acids. The transcript has 3 exons. Lineage: Eukaryota; Fungi; Ascomycota; Eurotiomycetes; Chaetothyriales; Herpotrichiellaceae.
AUGCUGCCCGAUCCAGUCGAAGUCCAGAUCCCCAAGUCGUACUCGACUCUGCCCGUCAGGGACAUCAAGAUCUCCCACUAUCCAGAACAUGCCCCUGAAGCCACCGCCGUCAUAGUCAUUACGCUCAACCGUCCCAAACAAGGCAAUGCCUUCACCAUACAGAUGAUGUACGACCUCGAGCUAGCCUACCCCAUGUUCGACCUGGAUGAGCGAGUCAAAUGCAUCGUCAUCACCGGCGCAGGGAGGACUUUCUGCGCAGGUGCUGAUCUCGACAUCGGUUUCCCAAGCGGCGGUGAGAGGGAGAAAUUGGUCCAUCACCGUGAUCCUGGAGGGCGCUUGAACCUGUGCAUUUACCGGUGCCGAAAACCAACCAUCAUGGCGAUGAACGGGUCUGCAGUCGGUCUGGGCAUGACCAUGGGACUGUCUGCUGCCAUACGCAUUGCCCACACGUCGUCAAAGUAUGGCUUCGUUUUCGCCCGACGCGGCAUCACGAUGGAAUCGAACAGUUCUUUCUUCUUGCCCAAGCUGAUUGGAUAUUCGAAUGCUGUGUAUCUUCUGACCACGGGCGACGUGUAUCGUGGAGACUCCAAACACUUUGGAGGUUUGUUUCAGGAAAUCGUAGAGGAUCGAGAGGGUGUACUGAAGAGGGCACUGGAGCUGGCUACAAGCAUUGCGGACAAAACGAGUAUCUUGGCUGGGUUCUUGAACCGCGAGUUGAUGUGGAGAGGCAAGCCGUCAGCUGAAGAGACCCAUCUGCUCGACAGCGCUGUGCUGUACCACAUGUUUGCCAACAAGGACUGUCAAGAGGGCGUGCAAAGUUUCCUGCAAAAGCGAGAGCCGAAUUUCUCCGCCUCCCUCGAAAAAGACGGGCCUCCGUUCUAUCCGUGGUACAGCGAGGUCGACACUGGGUCGAGACCGCGUAUCGACACUUCAAGCAAGGCCAAGUUGUAA